This is a messenger RNA of Orussus abietinus, 2977 nucleotides long. RefSeq names its product integrator complex subunit 4 (gene IntS4). The transcript has 8 exons. The record is from RefSeq and is a predicted model, not a curated record. The coding region runs from base 196 to 2952 and encodes 918 amino acids. Lineage: Eukaryota; Metazoa; Arthropoda; Insecta; Hymenoptera; Orussidae. Gene Ontology annotation, biological process: snRNA processing. Gene Ontology annotation, cellular component: integrator complex.
UUGGUUGCUGCAUUGAAUUUUUGUUACUGGCAGUCCUAGCAAUGUGCACGUCACUCCCGUCACUCUUUCGAGUACAGUUGACAGGUACAGUUGGAGCAUGAACUGAAGACAACUGAAAAAGUAAAGUGGUUUUCAUGUAAAUGAUUACAUUUCUAAAUCGAUAUUUUAGAAAGAAAAUAUUGAUAUUCAACUAAAAUGGCAGCAUUAAUGAAAAAGAGAGUGCUGGCAGAAUUCACUCAAAGUCAGGUAGUAACAGAACCACCGGCAAAGAGGUUAAGAGUGUCCAGACUUUUAACUGGAACCACUAAGAAUGGACUGGGUUCGGAAGCAAGUUCUGCACUGGCAUACAUAGAAUUGUUAGAAAAAUGUAAAGGUGGAAAUGAUGCUCUACAGUUACUCGUUCGCAUAUCCGAUAUAGUUCCUCAAAUGAGACCCGAGGAUGUGCCUAUAGCAGUAAGACGAUUAGCGGAAAGAUAUUCUGUGGAGUCAGAGGCGGCAGCCCGUGCAAAAAUUCUUUGGAUAUUUGCAGAGUUGGGAGAAGUUAUUUCAGAUGUUGCUGAGAAAACCAAUAUUGUUAAUGAAACUGCAAACUUACUUAAGACCGAAGAGUCCCAUAGAGUAAAAAGUCAAGGACUUGCGACAUUAUUGAAGUUGGGUGAUUUUCACAAGAGCCUUGUGUUAAAAGUUGCUCGAGAGCAUUUACCUGAUACAUGGCACGGCGUACAAACACGGUGCCUUUCCAUUAUUGGUCGGUAUUUAUCUACUAAUGCUGCUGAUGAUACAUUAGUGCUCGUAGGGAAUUACGCUCGAUCACAGGAUCCUCGAGUUCGUGCUCAGGCCUUUGAAACGAUGGCAGAACUACACUCUGAAAGAGGUUUUCGACUUCCCGCAAGCUUUUUUUCUGAAGCAUGCGCAGCCUUACGUGAUGAUUACGAAAUCGUUCGUCGCAUUGUACUCAAAUUAAUUUGGCUAUUGGGCAAUGAAUAUCCUGACAACAUCGUUGUUGGCACGGAUGGAGAAGACGUGCGAAUGGUUGACUGUGCUUUUUCUCGGAUUUGUGGUUUAAUGGGUGACUUGUCCCCAAAAGUUCGAGCUGCUGCUAUGUCACUAUUGGGAACCAUGAAGGGAGUAUCUCGACGUUAUAUUGAACAAGCUUUAGAUAAAAAGCAAAAGAGAGUCGAAGACGAAGGUUCAGAAGUCGAAGAAAGAAGUGGAUCUUGUGGAGCAUUUAUACAUGGACUGGAAGACGAAUUUUUAGAAGUACGGACUUCAGCAGUGGAAGCUCUUUGUUCUCUGUCCCUAGAACAGCCUAGUAUAGCAAGAAUAUCUUUAGAAUUUAUGGUUGACAUGUUCAAUGACGAAAUACAAGAUGUUCGAUUAAGAGCAAUCGAAUCCUUAAGAAAAAUGUCUGCAAGCGUUGUUCUUAGAGAAGACCAAUUGGAGACAAUUCUUGGCGCGUUGGAAGACUUUUCUGGUGAAGUAAGAGAAGGACUACAUGCUACUCUUGCUGCGAGUCAUGUGGCUACUCGAAAUUGUCUCCACAUGUGCGUUAACCGUCUUCUAGACAAUUUAGCAAGGUAUCCUCAGGACAGAGAAAGUGUCAGGAGUUGCUUGGCAGCAUUAGGAGCUUCUCAUCCGUACCUAACAUUGCCCUUGGUACCGCAACUACUUGGACGGCACCCAUUCUUCGACACACCUGAACCAGAUGUAGAUGAGCCUUCUUACGCUAGUGUUCUGGUACUGAUCUUUAACGCUGCAUUGCAUUGCCCAAGUAUGCAUGCGCUGUUUACCGAACAUGCAGCCAAACACUACCAUUACUUACGGGACACUAUGCCACAUUUGGUACCUAGGUUACGACCAGUUCUUACCGAUGGACCACGACAAGGCAAAGAAUACGAUGAAAAUGAAGAAUCGAGGGAUCGUCGAGGUAGGGAAUUUUUGGAGGGAAUGGUAACAGGAGUCGAAGCAGCAAGACCUGGUGGCAGAGUGCAUACGCAAUUACUGGAAGCGGCAGCAGUAGAUCUAGAUCGUUUGGCAGAAAUGGACCGUCAUAUGGAAGGCGCCGCUCGAUUCACAGCUCUUUACAUCCGUUGUCUUCUCUUACUUCGGACUGUUAUUAAUGAGCUUUCCGCAUCACCGACAAAUGCCGUAACUGCGUCAUCAGCAACAACCGCUGCUAGCAAUGUUUUUCUACUUCUUCAACACACUCAAAAAUUACAACGAUUAUUUUCCGGAUUGGAAGAGAAUGACGUCGUGUUGGCGAAUGACGUUUGGUUGAAAGCGUUGGCGGUGGAGUUAAUUCGAGUUACCAGAGGUGCUACCGGGAGUGCAGUACCCCUUGCUAGGCAUUUCUUAAUGGAAGCCGACGCACUACCUCAAGAUUCGUCAAAACUACCACCCUUUUCCAGAGCGUUGGUUCUUCAUUUGCCGUCUCUUAUAGAGGCGAAACCUGGAUCAUUAACGCGUCUUCUUCUGCCGUUGCUCCUGACUCAACCGAGUCAAGGAGAAGAACGACUUCCACGACCUUCGGCAGCUACUCGGCUCUGUCGAGCCUACAUCGAAGAGCCCAGAGGUGAUGCAGAUGCCGCAUUAAAAUUCACCGGUGGUCUGCUCUUAGGCAUUCCUCUGACUGCGAAGAUAUUCAAUCUUCGGAAUCCCAGCACGCUGCGGGUCAAAUUGCGACAUCCGGACCAGCAAGUGCAAUUGAUAUUACCUCGGCACUCGGAUCUACGACUACAAGGUGCUGAACAAAAUGACUACAGACUGAGGACCACGGUACUGGUAUCGCAUCAAGUUUGGAUGGAAGCGUGUAACAUUGAAAUCUCACUGGCACUUCUCGUCCCGUGCACUUCAAUUUGCACGCAUCCUUCUAUCGACGAUCCCUGCGUAAUAGAUCUUUGCAAGCCCAUCAAAGUAUCAAUUGCACCUAAGCCAAUUAAGAGAGGUAUUUGAUAUGUACUCGUACAUUUACAAGGAA